UCAAACCUGACAUGUCUGAAAUAUAUGAGAAUACACGCGAAAUAGAUUUCUGAAAUACAUUUGGGAAAUGAAAAAUAUGGUCGACAUAACAACUCACAUAUUUUUCAUUAGUUUUGAAUUGUUCAUUUUGAUAUCGAAAAAAGUGAAGUCGAAUGAUAUAUUGAAUUUCAUUGUAUAAAUUAAUUUACAACAAAAGUGACGCCAUCAAAAAUCAUUUGUAUUUACAACGAAAUUUAAUCGCAUAUUGAAAGUAAACGGCAGCCCAUUUAUUGAUGAAAUACGUCAAAAAUUAGCUCUAUUUUUUCUCGUAUAGAAUAAAUUGUUAUCAAAUUUUAUACAUAAAGUGUGUUCACAAGAUUGUAUUCAAUUCAAACCAUAGCAUUGUGCAUCAUUUCAAUCGAAAAUGUCUGAUUCUGAAGUGAGUAAUAUGUCGGACAGUGGCUCAGAUGCACGAAGUGAUGUUUCAAAUCGAAGCGGUACACCACGAAGCCGAAGUCGAUCAUAUUCUCGGUCUAAAUCACGCUCCAGAUCACGUUCAGGUUCACGAUCUUCAAAUGAAGAAAUUGAGGAUGAAGAAGAGCCAGAAGGCGAAGACUUGGAUGAUUCAGAAGAAGAAGAUGACAGACCCAAGAAAAAGAAGAAGAAGGAACGUUAUGGUGGAUUCAUUAUCGAUGAAGCAGAAGUUGAUGAUGAAGUGGACGAAGACGAAGAAUGGGAAGAUGGAGCCGAAAUUGGAAUUGUAAAUGAGGUUGAUGAGCUUGGGCCAACUGCUCGUGAAAUUGAAAUUCGACGUCGUGGAAAUUUAUGGGAUACACAAAAAGAAGAUGAAAUUGAAGAAUAUUUGCGGAAACGUUAUGCUGACGAGUCGAUUGCACGACGACAUUUUGGUGAUGGUGGUGAAGAAAUGUCCAACGAAAUCACACAACAAACAUUAUUACCAGCUAUUAAAGAUCCAAAUUUAUGGAUGGUAAAAUGUCGAAUUGGCGAAGAAAAAGCAACAGUCUUGCUAUUGAUGCGUAAAUUUUUAACUUUCCGCAAUACCGACGAACCAUUGCAAAUAAAAUCGGUUGUGGCACCAGAAGGUGUAAAAGGUUAUAUUUAUGUGGAAGCAUACAAGCAAACACACGUCAAAGCGGCCAUAAAUAAUGUUGGAAAUUUGCGUCUUGGACAAUGGAAACAAGAAAUGGUACCGAUUAAAGAAAUGACCGAUGUUUUAAAAGUGGUCAAAGAACAAACUGGACUUAAGCCCAAGCAAUGGGUACGUUUACGUCGUGGCCAAUACAAAGAUGACAUUGCACAAGUUGAUUAUGUUGAUAUGGCACAGAAUCAAGUGCAUUUGAAAUUAUUGCCACGCAUUGACUACACACGUUUGCGUGGUGCAUUGCGAACAAAUCAGCCCGAAGCUGAUAAUAACAAACGUAAAUUGAAACGACGACCACCGGCAAAACCGUUCGAUCCAGAAGCAAUACGGGCUAUUGGCGGUGAGAUUACUUCCGAUGGUGAUUUUUUGAUUUUCGAAGGAAAUCGUUAUUCGCGCAAAGGUUUUCUCUAUAAAAACUUUUUGAUGUCAGCCAUUUUAUCUGAAGGUGUUAAACCGACACUUGCCGAAUUGGAACGAUUUGAGGAGCAACCAGAAGAAAUCAAUAUUGAACUGGCUGUUUCAAGUAAAGAUGAUCCCACAUCAACUCACUCAUUUUCAAUGGGAGACAAUGUGGAAGUUUGUGUCGGUGAUUUGGAAAAUUUACAAGCAAAAAUUAUUGCAAUCGACGGCCAUAUGAUUACGGUUAUGCCAAAACACGAAGAGCUAAAAGAUGCAUUGAUUUUUAAGGCGAAUGAAUUGCGAAAAUAUUUUAAAACCGGUGACCAUGCAAAGGUAUUGGCUGGUCGUUACGAGGGUGAAACUGGUUUAAUCGUUCGAGUUGAACCAUCGCGUGUUGUUCUCGUGUCCGAUUUGACGAUGCACGAAUUAGAAGUGCUACCGCGAGACUUACAACUGUGCACAGAUAUGGCAACCGGUGUCGAUUCAUUGGGUCAAUUUCAAUGGGGAGAUUUGGUGCAACUUGAUGCACAAACUGUUGGUGUCAUUGUUCGAUUGGAACGCGAAAAUUUUCAUGUGUUACAAAUGCAUGGCAAAGUAAUCGAAUGCAAGCCAACUGCAUUGCAAAAACGACGAGAAAAUCAGAAUACGGUUGCAUUGGAUUCCGAACAGAAUCAAAUACGCCGAAAAGAUAUUGUUAAAGUUUUGGAAGGGCCACAUGCCGGUCGGGAUGGUGAAAUAAAGCAUCUGUAUCGUAGUUUGGCCUUCUUACACUCACGAAUGUACACAGAAAAUGGUGGAAUAUUUGUAUGCAAAACUAGACACUUGAAAUUGGCCGGAGGCAACAAGAACAACACCAAUUUGACUAAUCCAAUGGGAAUGAUGGGAUUCUCGCUUAUGUCGCCAAGAAUUCAGUCACCAAUGCACCCGGCUGGUGGAAGAGGUGGCAGAGGAGGUGGAAUGCGUGGCAGAGGCGCUGGCCGCGGUGGAAUCUCACGUGAUCGUGAAAUUAUUGGUAAAAGCAUUAAAAUCACAGGCGGCUCGUACAAGGGCGCUGUUGGAAUUGUCAAAGAUGCUACAGCUGCUACGGCACGUGUUGAAUUGCAUUCAUCAUGUCAAACGAUAUCAGUUGAUCGUAAUCACAUUGCCGUUGUGGGUGCACCAGCCAAAGAUGGAAGCAUCACUGUUUACGGUCGUACACCAUCUCGUACACCAUAUGGAUCACAAACACCGAUAUACAUGGGUUCGAAAACACCAUUGCAUGGAAGUGCUACGCCACAAUAUGAUGGCAGUCGAACUCCAUUGCAUGGUAGCAUGACUCCAUCUCAUGAUGGCUCAAUGACACCACGAACUGGUGCAUGGGAUCCAACAAUUACAAAUACACCAGCCAGAAGCACAGACUACGAUUAUUUGGAGGAUCCAUCACCAAGUCCUGGCUACAAUCCAAACACUCCUGGAUAUUCAAUGAAUACACCAUUUGCUCCACACACACCUGGAAAUAUGUAUGGCUCAGAUCAAGGAUACAGUCCAUAUCAACAAAGUCCAAGUCCAAGCGCAUCAUCUUAUCAAAUUGGUCAUUUGGAGACACCAUCUCCAACUGCUUAUUCACCAAAUACACCAAGCGUUCCGCCAUAUUCACCUUAUAACAAUCCACAAACACCGGGCGCCGGAUUGGACCAACAGAUGGGCGAUUGGUGUUCAACCGAUCUUCAAGUCAAGAUUCGAAGUCACACCGAUCCCGCAUUGAUUGGACAAACGGCUACAAUAAAGACCGUCAACAAUGGUAUUUGUUCAGUAUACUUACCAGCCGAAGAACGAACAGUUGCAGUUGAAAGUGACCAACUAGAACCGAUACCGCCAGCUUCGGGUGAUCAAUUCAAAGUUAUUAUGGGCGAAGACCGUGAAUCCAUUGGUAUGGUUCAUUCCAUCGACAACAACAAAGUUAUAUGUACGAUUAAUGAUGAAAUGGCAUACAAAACGCUAUCGGAACUUUGUUUGAUUUAAACUUUCUUUUUCACAUUUCGAUAUAUUUUUUUUCUUUUAAUUUAAUAAAGUUGGCUAUAUUGCCUUUGAAUAAACUAUAAACCGAAAGAGGUACACAUAAGAAAUAUCACAGAAACUUUAUGGAUUUAAUGCCAUGAAUAAAAUGCAAUUUAAAGGCACUUAAA
Contarinia nasturtii (swede midge) is the source of this 3705-nucleotide messenger RNA. It is a transcript of the gene Spt5, whose product is annotated as transcription elongation factor SPT5. Bases 404 to 3541 code for a protein of 1045 amino acids. Gene Ontology annotation, cellular component: DSIF complex. Gene Ontology annotation, biological process: transcription elongation-coupled chromatin remodeling; regulation of DNA-templated transcription elongation; regulation of transcription by RNA polymerase II. Gene Ontology annotation, molecular function: protein binding; mRNA binding. The record is from RefSeq and is a predicted model, not a curated record. Lineage: Eukaryota; Metazoa; Arthropoda; Insecta; Diptera; Cecidomyiidae. The transcript has 10 exons.